AUGCCUAGAAGAUUCAAUAAGAAAACCGCCACCACAUUCAAUGUUGUACAUAGAGCUCAUGAUGAUGCAAGGUUCUAUGACGAUGAAGCAUCAGAACACGUUUUGGUUCCACAAUCUACAAAGAAAAAAGUUGUCACCACCACUGAGUUAGAAAAGAAACUCGCUAAUACCAAUAUAAGAGACAACGAAGGAUUGGCCGCACAAUAUGGUAUCACUUACGACGACUCAAAGUAUGAUUAUAUGCAACAUUUAAAGCCAAUGGGGAACCCAGAUGGUGUUUUUGUGGGUGCCAAGCAAUCCCAGCCAAAACAGCUGAUAGAAGAUUUAUUUAAAGACCAGUUACCCUCUAAAGAAACAAGAAAAGUUGCCAGAGAUUUAAACCAAAACAUACCCGACGAAUUACAAGGGUUUAAUCCAAAUUUAGAUCCAAGAUUGCGUGAAGUAUUAGAGGCUUUGGAUGAUGAAGCGUAUAUAGAAGAGGAGGACGAAGGUGGUGACGAAGAUAUUUUCAACUCAUUGUUGCAGUCCGGUGAAGUGGAAGAUGAGGAAGAGUUUUACGAAGAAGCAGACGACUAUGACGACGAGUGGGAUCUAGAUAAUUAUGAAGAGGAGUACGAUGCCAAGUAUAACCUGGAUACGCCCGAAGGUGUGAAUCUGAAUUGGCAAAGGGAUUUUAUGCAAUUCAAAAAGGACAACAAAAACAAACACAACGACUGGGAUUCUGAUGACGAAUUUGAAGACGAAGUCCCUGAAUUGCCAGAGAUAACGGCCAACAAAAAAGUUUCCAACACCAAAAUGAGGAAAAAGAAAGGUGCCAUGACUGACACGUCAUCAUUUUCAAUGUCAUCAUCUGCGUUGUUCAGAACUGAAGGGCUCACAUUAUUAGAUGAUAGAUAUGAACAGAUGAGCAAAAAGUUUGAACACGAAAAUGGUGAGCAACCCCACAAACCAUUCGACAUGAAGGAGGAAAGACACGAUCUAGAAGAUAUGUUGGACGAUUUCUUGGAUAAUUAUGAAUUAGAAAGCGGGGGAAGAAAACUAGCCAAAAAGGACAGCGAAAAGAAAAAAUUACAGCAAGCUGCCAGCUCAGUGUCUAAAGGAAAAGCUGCAAGAAAGGUCAACGAAGCAUUUAGUAAUAUGAAGAUAGAAUAA
Candida albicans SC5314 is the source of this 1152-nucleotide messenger RNA. It is a transcript of the gene LTV1, whose product is annotated as Ltv1p. Gene Ontology annotation, cellular component: nucleus; cytosol; preribosome, small subunit precursor. Gene Ontology annotation, biological process: ribosomal small subunit export from nucleus; ribosomal small subunit biogenesis. NCBI's taxonomy places the organism in Eukaryota, Fungi, Ascomycota, Pichiomycetes, Serinales, Debaryomycetaceae. The transcript has a single exon. The coding region runs from base 1 to 1152 and encodes 383 amino acids. The record is from RefSeq and is a predicted model, not a curated record.